Hyla sarda is the source of this 1780-nucleotide messenger RNA. RefSeq names its product SEH1 like nucleoporin (gene SEH1L). The record is from RefSeq and is a predicted model, not a curated record. Bases 151 to 1245 code for a protein of 364 amino acids. Gene Ontology annotation, biological process: cellular response to amino acid starvation; positive regulation of TORC1 signaling. Gene Ontology annotation, cellular component: Seh1-associated complex; nuclear pore outer ring. The transcript is spliced from 10 exons. Gene Ontology annotation, molecular function: protein binding; structural molecule activity. NCBI's taxonomy places the organism in Eukaryota, Metazoa, Chordata, Amphibia, Anura, Hylidae.
ACGCUGCCUCGUAGAUGGCAGAUACGUAGAGGGCGGCUAGAUUGGCACAUGCGCAGUUACUAGUUUGGUGAAGUGGCCAUAGAGCGUGAGUUCCAUGUUGUCAGCGUCCGGUACCGAAUCCUCCUGAAGUGACACUCAGCAGCGAUCAGCAUGUUUGUGGCCCGGAGUAUCUCGGCAGAUCAUAGAGAUCUCAUCCAUGAUGUCUCAUUCGAUUUUCAUGGCAGGAGAAUGGCGACUUGUUCCAGUGAUCAAAGCGUGAAAGUAUGGGACAAAAGUGAAAAUGGUGACUGGCAUUGUACUGCGAGUUGGAAGACACACAGUGGGUCGGUAUGGCGUGUAACGUGGGCUCAUCCAGAGUUUGGACAGGUGCUGGCUUCAUGUUCAUUUGACAGGACGGCUGCAGUGUGGGAAGAAAUAGUAGGAGAAUCAAAUGACAAACCUAGAGGACAAAGUCAUUGGGUCAAAAGAACAACCCUUGUGGACAGCAGGACGUCGGUAACUGAUGUCAAAUUUGCCCCCAAGCAUAUUGGUUUAAUGUUGGCCACCUGCUCUGCAGACGGUGUGGUGAGAAUUUAUGAAGCUCCAGAUGUCAUGAACCUUAGCCAGUGGUCUCUGCAGCAUGAAAUAUCUUGUAAACUGAGCUGUAGCUGUAUUUCUUGGAAUCCAUCAAGGAACCUGUUGGAUAACUCACGUGCUCAUUCUCCAACUAUAGCUGUGGGAAGUGAUGACAGCAGCCCUAAUAUAAUGGGAAAAGUUCAGAUCUAUGAGUACAACGAGAACACAAGGAAAUAUGUCAAAGCUGAAACCUUUAUGACAGUCACAGAUCCCGUUCAUGACAUUGCUUUUGCUCCAAACCUGGGCAGAUCCUUCCACAUCUUAGCUGUGGCAAGUAAAGAUGUCAGAAUUUUUACUAUGAAACCAUUGAGGAAGGAGCAUACCUCUUCGGGGGGAGUCACAAAAUUUGAAAUUCACACAGUGGCACAGUUUGAUAACCACAACUCACAAGUGUGGCGUGUAAGCUGGAACAUAACUGGCACAGUUUUGGCUUCUUCUGGUGAUGAUGGAAGUGUCCGUCUGUGGAAAGCAAACUACAUGGACAAUUGGAAAUGCACUGGUGUCCUUAAAGGAGAUGGGAACCCUGUGAAUUCUAACCAGCAAGGAUUCUCUGUGUCCUCUGUUGGGUCCGCCAAUCAAAGUUUACCUAACUCAGUUAAUGGGUCAUCUUCAGCCAGAGUGCACAGUUGAUGUCAAGCUAACCGGAGUAACUUUGCUGUUUAGCUGCUUGUUGCAUGCACGCGGGAAUGGAUGCAGAGUUUUUUCCUCUUCAAGACACACAGGAAGCCUAAUGUAUAUGUCUGAUAUUUUGUCUUUUGAAAUUAUAAAACUGUCUUUGUUACUAUUAAAAGUCUGUACUUAAAUAGAAUUUUUCAUAUUAUGUACAAAUAAAUUGCAAAGGGGAAAUAAGUGAGGCCUUUUGUGUUCAUGUAUUUAAUGUUUUUCCUUUUUAUAGUCCCAAAAGCAGAUUUUACACUGAUCCUUGAUAAGAAUACACAUUAACCCUAAGAGUACAGCUGCAGUCAGGUUUCUAUUUUGUCUUUUUGAACACUACCAUAAUAUAGCUUUUCACUAUUCUGAUCAUCAAAAUGUUAAUCAAAACAAUGGGUGAGCUAAGGCCUAUUUCUGAAAUGUUCUUUGAAUACAUAUAGGUCACUGUAAAUCAAUGCAUUUAUGAAUGAGAAUUAAAGGAAAACUGUCAGCCCGUUCACCCACACUAAACCUU